Messenger RNA from Musca vetustissima, 3699 nucleotides. RefSeq names its product cytokine receptor (gene dome). The record is from RefSeq and is a predicted model, not a curated record. Gene Ontology annotation, molecular function: protein binding. NCBI's taxonomy places the organism in Eukaryota, Metazoa, Arthropoda, Insecta, Diptera, Muscidae. Bases 1 to 3699 code for a protein of 1232 amino acids. The transcript is spliced from 5 exons.
AUGACUAAUCUGAUCAAUAGCAGAAGAAAUAUCAUUGUGUGGCUAAUGUUCGUGUUAUCAUCGUUGGCAUUGUGUCGCGCUGGUAAAAGGGAAUAUCGUAUGUUCUAUUCCCAUCCUGGUGAAACUCAGCCGGUAACCAUUGAAGCCGCCAUUGGGGAUUCCUUUAAUAUCACCUGUUACAUGAAUCCCAAGGCAUUUCCGGGCAAAAACUCCAGCAGUUUACAUUUCGUCAAUGGCCGUACCAAUGAGGUGCUGCCGCGGGAGAAUAUUCUAAUCCUCAAUAGCUCAAGCAUAGUCUAUAUGGUACGCAAUGCCAGUGAACAGCAAACGGAAUAUCGUUGCAAGUGUGGCCCUGAUGCCAUCAUGGAGACCAAAGUGUUUGUGGGCACUGCCCCAAAGGCGGUGACAAAUUUCAGCUGCAGCAGUUAUGAUUUCGAUCAUAUGAUUUGUAAUUUCACCAAACCACCCAAUCCCAUACUGACCACCUACAAUGUCUCCUUUUACAAUGACAUGCCGAAUUACAUAUUCCAACCCGAUUGUAACUACGAUGAUCGCAGUCUGGUCGUGUGCAAUAUCUCACUGAAAGAUCGCAAUCAGGAAUUCUAUCAUUUUAUUAUCGAAUCAAAAAAUGCCUUGGUCAGGGAGGGCGAUCGGCCCCUAACUCAAUAUUUUGCCAUAAACAACUUCGAAGUAAUGAUACCCUCAAGGCCGGGUGAAAAUAUACGCAUCGACAAUAUCUCCGUUGAUGGUAUACGUCUAACCUGGCAAAUGGUAAAAUGGGAAAAAUAUCGCAAUAAAGGUCUACAAUGGGAGGUGUUGAUUGAACCGGAAAAUGCCACAACAAUACGUGGUGAUGCACCAUAUCGCGAUCAUAAUGAAAUGAAGUUACGUGUAACAAAUUUACCCUAUGCCUAUUGGCAUUAUGAUUUAAAGUUGCGGGUGCGUGUUAAACAUCCCAAAGCGCAAUGGAGUGAUCAAUUUGUAUUGCCAUUUCGUACGGCUGCAAAAAGGCCACAGAGGCCGCCACGCAUGGAUCCGGGUAGUUUUUAUAUUAAUUCAGCUGAGACAAUGGUCACGGUGUAUUGGGAGGAGUUGCCGACGUUUGAAUAUAAUGGAGAUAAUUUUACGUAUGUGGUACGUUCGAUACGACGGGAUGGAAAUUUUAUUGAUUUGAGGCCCAUUACAAUGGAACACAAUCUCGCAGUAUUUCCAUGGCGCAAAACCUCACGUUAUGAAUUUGAUAUUGGUAGCCGUAAUCAUAUGGGAGAUUCUCUGGAAACAAGUCGCCUAAUUAUCUAUCCCUUUGAUAAAACCAAUGCUCGGCAUCAUACACCACGAGAUAUUAAUAAUGUCUAUCAUGCCAAUAAUCGUACAUAUACACUGACCUGGUCCAAGCCACCAAGGGCAGUGGGUCUUAAAAGCUAUACUGUGUUUUGGUGUUACCCGAAAAGGGCACUGCCCAAUGAAUGUAAAGAAUCAAUGCACUUCCAGGAAGUCCCUGCAACGCAAUUAAAUUUCACCACCGAAAAACAAAAUCCCCAUGAGGAACACACCCUGAAUUUGGCAGUUUCCGCCAAUUAUGAUACCUUCAAUACCGGCCUCCACUGGACAGCCUGUACCAUGGAUGUAAAUAGUGAUUUGGUGAAAGCUGAUCCUGAACUAACCUCAAUGAGUAAUAGUAUUAAGGUACAAUGGAGUGUUGAACGUGUUUGUACAUCGAUAUUAUUAGGUUUUAAUUUAACCUAUUGUGAGGUGGCCGAUAAUGUACCCGCCGACAAUGCCACAUGUUUAGAUCACCCCCACACGGUGACAUUGGCAAAGAAGGAUAAAGUCUAUAAUAUUGAGGAUUUGAAACCCUUCACAAUGUACAAAGUAUCGAUGUAUAUGUUUUCACGUAAUAAAGUGGGUAAACCCAGUGAUCCACAAUUGAUGCGUACCCUUGAGGGUGCACCAUCACCACCCAGACACCUUAAAGUUUAUAAUGUUACCAAGGAUAGUGCAUGGAUUAAAUGGAUGGAACCGAGCCAUAAAAAUGGCCAUAUACGAAAAUAUAUAAUUAUGUUGAAUAAUGAUCGUUUUGAGGUGAAUGGCAGUACUUUGGAGUAUCCAUUGACGGAUUUGGAAACAUUUACCUCGUAUAAGGUGUAUGUGUUGGCACAAACCGUGGAAAUAUCCGAUACCAGUAAUGAUGUACAUUUUACAACGGCCAUUGGAGCCCCCACACCACCCGGCCAGGCAGCAACAGCAAAAAAUUCCAGCAUUAUCCAGUGGAGUAAACCCUUGAAACCCAAUGGCCGUUUGGAAUUCUACGAAGUUAUGGUUACCCAGAAGCGUAACAAUGAUGUGAUACGACGUAAAAAAAGUAUCAUAAUGGGUGGUGGGGAGACAUCGUGCGCAUUUCAAGAACCCGAAUGUAUUGGUGCCGAAUAUAAAACCGUGGUUGAGGUACGAGCGGUGAAUGCUGCCCUCUUGACACAUGAGGUGCCCUCCGGUAUUCUUUUGGAAUUCGCGGAAAGUUAUAGCAAUGAUAUCAACGAUAUCUUUAGCAAUGAUAAUGAAGAUUUAUCUUGUGGUGCGGCCAUAGCUGAUGGUACAAGGGCGGCCUUUGAAAUUCAACGUUAUUUUAAUAGAUCCGUGUAUCAUUUGUAUAAAUCACCCUGGCAGAUAUUGGAAACAAAUUCAUGUUCGGCAAGUGCAUUGAGUAAAAUUACCACCAUAGCAUUGGUGGUGAUUGCCAUGUCAUUGGGUGUUAUGGCCGCUUUGUAUAUGGCCCGUAAGAAAUACAAUAAAAUGGCUAAUAUUCAGUGUACUUUACCAGCUGGACUGGAAAGUUAUUUCACCAAAGAGAAUACAGGUGGGGGAUUUACGUCGGCGGCUGGAGUUCCUGCUACACAUGUGGAAAAAUCUUUGGAUUUGGCAAGUAAAGAAGCCGAGUGGCUAAGUGCUGGACGCAUGCAUGAAUAUAAUUUCCGUAAUGAACAUCAUCAUUUGUUGGCCUCGUUGGGUAAUGAUUCGGGGUAUUUGGGAGCGGGUGGUGAAAGAGGCCUUUGUGGUGGCAGUUCUACGGGUAAUGAUAAUAUGGCGGAUAAUUGUGAGAUAAUGGAUAAGGAAAAGAACAUAUCAUCCUCAGUGGAUUCUUUGGUGGAAAGUACAAGCGAUGAAUCGGAGUCAUCAUCUAUGCCACCACACCACUCCAAGGUGGUGGAACAUACUCCCCUAAACAAUGAUAGUGGUUAUAUAAAACAUUCUCUAAUACAGCCAUGGCAGGCAUUUGAUGAGCAAAAUAUCAUGACAACAAAUGUUGGGGGUGGAGGUGGUGGUGGCUAUAUUUCAGUGCAAAGUUUACAGGCCUUACAACCCCCCACAUCAGCAGCAGUAGCUCCUGCACCCUUAUCUUCCGCAACAACAACAAACCCGAAUAAUGGCAAUGAAACACAAUUUGUGGGAGGUGUUGGAGGAGGUGCGGCUGGUGGUGGUUAUACCACCUUGGAAGAUUUGGCUAAAUUACAACAACUAACAAAUCCUUCGAUGCAAGUGGAAAUACCCACCAACCCCGCCUCAGCUAAUCAACUCACAAAUGAAAGUUCCAAAACCACAAAUGCCAACUCCCAGAUGGCGGCGGGGGGUGGCGGCCUAAUUUCAGGUUAUGUCACCCAACAAGAUCUGAAUAUAUUUGGUCAACAACAGCAGCAACAAUAA